UGCUGAGCUUCAUAUUCUCUCCUUGCUCCAGCUCGCUGUCCACACGCUCUUCCACCCUUCUUCUUUCCGAUCUGCCUUUUUUCUCCCCCAUGGCCUUCUUCUUUUGACGCGCCUCCGCUCUCGCCCGCCUGGCAACCGAGCUUACCUUUCUGCCGGACGUUACACGCGAAGAACUAUCUUGGGACAGAGAGGCCACAGGACAGGACUCGGCGACGGCGACGACGACGACGACGAUUGGUGGAGGCUCAAGUGCAUGAGUAGAACGAUUGAUUGCACGCUUCUCUGGACUGCCCGGCGCGUCUGCAUCCGCAUACAGACCUCCACAUCCUCAUCCUCAUCCUCCCACCCAACAGGUGUCGACCACCGGACCACCAAGAAGCUUCCCACGCUUCAUCCGUUCUCUGAGAUAAAAAGUUGGGACCUGCCUUGCCGGCAACAACCACAAUUGCACAGCACAGAAGCUGCCAAGCUCCCACUCGCCCAAUCCUCUCGAUACCUACCCACUCUCGCUACCUUUCCCUCGUCGACUUCACCACCGAGACGCCCGCACGAGGACCAUGUUGACCUUCCGGCGUGCCCUUGCGGUCGCUGCUCUCAUACUCACCUGCUUCCUGCUUCUACGGAAUACCCACGGCCUCCGACAACCUAGCCCGCCCCGAAUCAACAAUUCGCCCAAACCGACUGGCACUCACGCCGACAAUAGAAAGAUCGUCGAGGCUGUGCCGGAGCCGGCAAAAGGCGAUGCAUCGAACACAAAGCCAGUUGCUUCAGCCAUACCGGAGAAGUCGUGGAAGGGGGAUAGUGCAGGUCGCGUCGCACUUUCGAAAAAGCCGAAGCCACAAAUCGCCUUGUCAGAGCUUAAGCUGAAACCGCUGCGACAGCAGCUGGCGUACGCGUUCCCAUACGACGCAGAGAGUCGAUUCCCGGCAUACAUUUGGCAAACGUGGAAGGUAACUCCCGCUUCAGGGGAGUUCCACGAGGAGUGGCGACCUGCGGAGGCAUCAUGGACAGAACUCCAUCCCAGCUUUGUGCACGAAGUCAUCACGGACUCUGUUGCCGUGCACCUGAUUAAGCACUUCUAUGCGAGUAUCCCGGAAGUCGUGCAGGCCUACGAAGCCCUCCCAGAAGCCGUGCUGAAGGCAGACUUCUUCCGCUACCUCAUUCUGCUGGCGAGGGGUGGCAUCUACUCCGACAUCGAUACCACGGCCCUGAAAUCUGCUGUCGAGUGGGUCCCGCCUGAGGUGUCGCGAAGCACCUAUGGCUUGGUCGUUGGUAUUGAAGCAGAUCCCGAUCGCGAAGACUGGCACGAUUGGUACUCGCGUCGCAUUCAAUUCUGUCAAUGGACGAUUCAGGCAAAGCCUGGUCACCCCGUUCUCGUUGAUGUCGUCGCGACUAUCACGGAAGAGGUGCACCGAAGAAAGAAGGCUGGCGAACUACACACCACGAUCAGUGGACCGGCCAGUGUGGUCGAGUUCACAGGGCCCGCUCUCUGGACCGAUGCCAUCUUUAAAUUCUUCAACAACCCCGAUUAUUUCGACAUGAGCACGAGUAAAGGCAACAUUACGUGGCAACAAUUCACCGGCAUCACAGCCGCGAAGAAGGUGGGCGAUGUUGUUGUAUUGCCAAUUACAUCUUUCUCGCCUGGCGUGGGCCAAAUGGGAGCUAAAGAUGUCGAUGAUCCAAUGGCAUUCGUGCAUCACACGUUCGAAGGCACCUGGAAACCCGAAAGCGAACGUCAUAUCGGCGAAAAAGAGUGAGAACUACUCCUUACGCUAAGAUAGACACCAUGGCUAGGAUCACCGCGUGAUUUUCGCCAAAAGCACAAAGCGAUCGAUCGCAUGCCGAACACCGUGCCGCACGCGCGGUAAACAUGCCUGCAUUUCACCACAGACCAGCAACACGUGCGAGGAACGUGCAUGGACAUAGAAAGUCAGAGAGAGUCGGCUUGAGAGCAAGCGCGGCAAGUUGCUGCUUGCACAUAUACACGGCCACCAGCCCCAGGAUUUGCGUGACUGCACCACGAGAACAGGCGCGAGUUUUUCACCUCGGCCACAGGGUAUAGAAGAAUCACAGGGAAUGAUGAUGAGCAUUGCAGGUGUUUUUUUCUCUGCUUGAUACAUCGCUAUUCAAGUGCUGAAUGGCGCGCUUUUUGAUUUUGCUUUUUUCUGCAUCUUUUUGCUUCUUGAAAUGGGAUGAAUGGAUGGGAUGGGCAUAGCGGCGGCGUCUUGCUGCAUUUUGGCGGCCUGUUUCUUAGAGAUCUUUUGAAGAUUGAGAGAGAGGGGGGGGGGAGGGGGGGAGAGAGAGAGACAGAGAGAGAGA
This is a messenger RNA of Sphaerulina musiva SO2202, 2319 nucleotides long. RefSeq names its product glycosyltransferase family 32 protein. The transcript has 3 exons. Bases 558 to 1757 code for a protein of 399 amino acids. Gene Ontology annotation, biological process: protein N-linked glycosylation. Gene Ontology annotation, cellular component: mannan polymerase complex. Gene Ontology annotation, molecular function: alpha-1,6-mannosyltransferase activity. The record is from RefSeq and is a predicted model, not a curated record. NCBI's taxonomy places the organism in Eukaryota, Fungi, Ascomycota, Dothideomycetes, Mycosphaerellales, Mycosphaerellaceae.